GUGCGGGCCGGGCCGGCGCGGGGCGGCUCCCGGGCAGCGGGCCGUGAGGGGCGGCGGGGGAACUGCGCUGGCGCGGGAGCCGAGCGCGGGGAGAGCUGCGAGGGAAACGCGGCUCCCACCGAGCCGGUGGUGACGACUGGCGCGAGGAGGUUUGAAGAAGAAGGCGGGGCGGUAAAAGCGGCCCCGAGCGUUUGCGCUGUGAGCUCCCCCUGCUGCCAUUGGCUCCCGUGGCCCGACGCCGCCGCUGUUCCCGCCAGGUUCGGUACGGCGCUAUGGGUAAUGCACCGGCGGAAGAUGAAGUAACGCUCUUUGAAAGAGCUAUGAAAGAGUUUUGGAUCCAGUUUAAAAUCAGUUAUGGCACUGAACAGAACAAUCAGACGUCAGCGCUGAGAGAUUUGUGCAAGGAGACUUUAGAAGCUCUUUCAGAGCAAUGGUCCAAGAAGCUGAAAGAAGAGGAUCUGAUGAUUGACAAAAUUCACGAGUAUAACAAUGAGAUUCUCCAGCAGAGCAAAUACGUAGCAGAAAAGGAAGAGCAGUUGACAGAAAUAAAAUCAAAGCUAAAUCAAGAAGAAGAGCAGCAGAAGAACUUGACUGACAGCAUCCAAGAGCUUAAAGAAGAGUUGAUGAAGAAAAUGGAAAUAAAAUCUUCUAAAAAUAAAGCUGCCAAGGAGAAAGUGGAACAAGUGAGCAAGAUUAAAACAUUGUUUAAAGAGCAUCUUGCACUGGAGAUGCGUAGAAUUCCAGAUGAGCAAUUACAGUUCAUAUUCAGACACAUUGACCACAAAGAUCCUGAUAAGCCAUACAUGUGUACUGUUUCCAUAAAUGAACAAGGGGACUAUGAAGUGACUUCCUGUACUCCUCCUCUGGACUGUAUCGCAGAGUUACAGCUUAAACUGAGAGAAACUAACAAUUUUUCUGCAUUUGUUGCCAACAUCAGAAAAGCUUUCACUGCUUUAUCAUAUAAACAGUCUGCAUGAAACUGGUUUGUACCUCUCUUUCUGGCUGUAGAGCACUCUUACUCCCUUCCUGUUGCUAAAAUGGUGGAUUUAUCCAUGUCUGACUCCUAAUUUCUAAAUAAAGAUAAUGAAAGCAGUAUUUUAGUCUACUGUUAUCUGGACACAUUUUGGAUCAUUCGUUCAACAAUAGUAUCUCUAACUGCGGCCUUAACUGAAUGUCUCUGGACAUGUAAGCUUUGAUGCAAUUAAUGCAUUAAUGAUGUAAUGGUUUGUAUUUAGCUGCCCCCGGGGAGAUAAUCAAAAUGAAGUACCUUCUGUUGUUUGUGUAUCUUUUCCAAAAGCAUUGAUGUCUCUUUCAAGUUUCUGUGUAGUUGAAAUAGACCUGAAACCUAUUAAAAAAAAAGUGUGCUGAAGCUUGGCACUUACUUCAGUUACUUGUGUCAUAAGUCAUUGUCUUGAUUUUUACCCUAACUUGUACUCUACAGUGUUAGCAUUUCUAUUCAUGCUUUUCUUCUGGACUGUUAAACUUUGUCAUUGGUCAUCUUUUGAUGUGGCAAAGCCUGAAGUAUAAUGUAUUAAAGUAUGAAAUAUAAUGGUGACAGAUAAGUAAUGUAUGUAUCUUGCAACUUAUCAAGAAGAUUAUUACUACCACAAUGCUCAGCUUUGAUUGAAAAUAUUCUUUUUCUAUCUUGUAAAGUGUUUUUGUUUUUACAGAAUAAUUAAAAGGACUGUUGCAACAAGAAAGAAAAUGUUUCAUUUGAUAAUAUACCACAGUUCCUAUAAAGUGUUGACUAAGCUCAGUCCUAGAAAUUGUAGUGAAUCAAAAACUAAUAUUAUGACCUAGUCAUUUAGGCAUGUUUAAAUCUGGUGAUCAGGUCUUAGCUGAUCUGAUCAGAUAUUCUUAGUACAGUUGGGAAUAUUUCCCAGUCACAUGUGAACUGUAUUUUAAAUAAUUUAGUUUGUCUGAACUUAACCAUAUAGCUUGAUGGAUACACCAUAGGCUGCACCCUCAUCUUCUAGGAGCAAAACUUAAAAAAAGUCAAAGAGAUAAUCUUCCAUUUCUUCUUCCCUAUAGGGCAUACUUUGCUAAGUAGUGCCUCAUUUUCCUUGGUGUGCCCUAUUGAUUUUUUUUUCUUGUGUUACAAGGAAAAAAAAAUCAAUAGGGCACACCAAGGAAACAAACUUUGCACACAAAGAACAGUAAGAAAGGUAAAGGUGCCAAUAGAGUAUAGCAGUAUAGCAGCAGAGAAUUACUAAGCAUUACUGUAAUGACAUCUCAAAUAAAACAAAUCCUCAGUUUCUGCUUGGUGUCCUCUGUCAGGACAAACCCUGUGUCCUCUCUGAGAAUUCUGUAACUGGCAAUGGUACAAAGAGGCGAGGGAUGGGAGCCUGACUUCAGGGGUCUCAUUGUUCAUUAGUGGAUUCGCUUCCUUUUCAGCCAAAUUAACAGGAUUUAAGUUGCAGGUAUUUCUUUCAACAAAUUGCUUCUACCAUUAAGAGAAUGCUGUAGGCAUUUUUAUGGAUGUCAGCAGACUAGCCAGAGCUCAAAAAAUGUAUUGAGCCAGCAGUGCACUUCCCACUUGUGUCAUCUCUCCGAGGCAUUAUGGCUGCUGUUGGCAUCUCUUCCUUGUACAGAAGCCCUUCCACAGGUCAAAGCCUGUCCCUUCCAGCUUCUCCCUAAUGACAUUGCUCACAUCCAGGAUGACUGUUCAUUUUGAAACAUAGCCUUGCCCUACUUCACCUGUCUGUGCUAAGCACCUCUGAGCUGCUCUGAAAGGAAACUUCAGCAUGCUCAACCAAAUAGUUUACAGCUGUAGUAUGAAAGCACAAAGGCAGAACACAACCUCCUCAUUUCCACGAUUUCAAAUGGAGCCGUUUAAUCAUUAAGGGUGUACGUAUUGCUCAGACACCCUCUGUAACAUAUGUGAUUUGAUCAUGUUCACAGGAGAAAGAAACUGAAAUGCCUGGAGUAAUGAAGACAGAUGUUCAAACUUAGAGCCAUUUUCUUUUCUUGUUAGUCCCAGGCAUAAGUAGAUGGUGACAGAAUGAAUUUGUCAAGAUUGCUAUGCACAGAACAUAAAAUAUGUGACAACUACUUUAUUGAAAUAUACAUUCUUAGAAAUUAUUUGCUAGAGAAUAUGAUGUGUCUGGUUAUAAAUGUCCUGUGCAUAUGUCUAAAGCAAGAAGUUUGGAAUAUUUACUGUGUGUAAUAAAAACCUUUACAACUCCUUUUGGAGCUAGAAUAAUGUGCCUACUUAUAUUUGCCAGAGCAAAUCAGACAGAGAUCUUACUUCCACUAAAAGAGAGGCAGGUAUUCCAAAAGUGGGUUAAAGCUAGGAAAGCGUACACAAUAGAUGUGCUUCUUUACUUAUUCUAAAAUAUGAGUAAAACUGGCCUGUGACUUCUAUGAAACAGCCUCAUUCUAGUGGAAGAUGUGUCUUGACAUUUUAAAACCUUUGUUUCAAAUGAGCAGUUAGUACUUAUAGAAUGCCACACACCUGGAUCUGUGAUGAUUUGGAAUUUUCUAUUUCUAUUUUCUAUUUGUUAUGAAGCUUCACAAUACAGUGAGAUCGAAUAAUAGUAAAGACAACUAGGAUAACACAAUAGACUGACCCAACAGGUACAGCUAUUGAGAAGCUGAUGUGCUGGGUAGUACACAGAUACAGACUGAAAUGUCCCAAAGAGCAGAUGGGAAAGCUCUUGAGCUCAAAAGCAAUAUGCAGCUUAGGGCUGUGACACACAAUCAGCUAAUGCUGGCACUCCAUUUAUUAGCAGGAUCUUAAGGCAGACAUAGAUUUUAAUGAAGGUCAGUAAAGGCUUUUUGAAUGAAUCAAUUUGCACAAUGCUGAACAUUGCUUUCCCUUUCAAAGUGCUGACCCAUACUUAAGCUACCAAGGGUCAAGUCUGAAAUGCAUGGGCUAUAGACUAAUGCUGACCAUACAGUAAACUGCUGAUGUAUUGGUGCUCAGCACCUCAUCAAAUUUAUCUCAUGUUGUAAAAAUCUGGGGGAAAAGUGUUGAAUUUAUGAGAUACUGGAAAUACACAAUGAAUUUAAAGACUGCUGGGAAGAUAAAGUAACAUUAAAUGUUAAUAUCAUAUGUAUUAAAUGUAUUUAAUCACUAUUCUUUGUAUGCUAGCUGGAGGUCAGAUUUGAAAACAAAUCAAAUUACCGUGAGACUCCUGGCUAACAGAACAGUUUUUUUACGCACCUAUUCAAACAAGAGUGGAGGUGGUUACUCUUGGAUGUUGUUAGGUGUAUUUUGAAAAACA
Onychostruthus taczanowskii (white-rumped snowfinch) is the source of this 4226-nucleotide messenger RNA. RefSeq names its product SPC25 component of NDC80 kinetochore complex (gene SPC25). The transcript has 6 exons. The record is from RefSeq and is a predicted model, not a curated record. Gene Ontology annotation, cellular component: Ndc80 complex. Gene Ontology annotation, biological process: chromosome segregation. Lineage: Eukaryota; Metazoa; Chordata; Aves; Passeriformes; Passeridae. Bases 273 to 977 code for a protein of 234 amino acids.